AUGGCGAUGCGAACGGACAUGAAGCAUGCGGACGGGCACCGUGGCCCCGGGGACGCCUUGAAUGACAAGAUAGGUGGUGGCGACUAUGAUGGCCCAGGACAUACGGUAUCAGAGAAUGAGACACAUGCACGCGUACAAACGCAAAAAAAUGGCAUAGGAAGUGGGCCUCAAAUACGCAGCACGUCUCGGCAGCUGGAAGUGCUAUGCGGACCCUUACUCAACUACCGCCGUAUGAGCAGGGAGCAUACAGAUAGUCCGGUAUGGCACGGAAGCGUCUUGAUCGUCACCAUGCCUGGAGGUGUUCCGGAUUUGAUGACCCUGAGCUGUAUUGGGUCAGCUGGCAGCAGCAAUGGCAUGUCCAACGGCAUGUCCAACGGCUACUCUGCUUCUCAAGAUCGCCAGAUCCAAGGCGUCAAGCUCUUCGAAGACCCUCGCAAAGCCUUCUGGCAGUUCGAUGUCGAGGCACCGUUUCAGGAGCAGGAGAGUGCAUGGGAGUAUAGUAUACCAAGACUUGUGGCUGCGAAGGGCGAAUCUGGCUCGCUGAGCCGCCCGAAACGAUUCUACAUCCCUUCCAAGCACGAAAGCAUGCGCAUCAUGUUCCAUUCUUGCAACGGCUUCUCCUUGGGCACAAAUGAGGAGGCAUGGUCCGGACCAGCGCUUUGGAACGAUGUCAAUCGCGUACAUGAGCAGCAGCCGUUCCACGUCAUGAUCGGAGGUGGCGACCAGAUCUAUAACGAUAGCGUACGGGUCAAAGGACCUCUCAAGCCCUGGACUGACAUCGGCAACCCAAAGAAGCGACGCGAAUAUCCUUUCAACGAGGAGAUGAGGGCGAAGUGCGACGAGUUCUACUUCAACAACUACACGCGAUGGUACAGCACAGAGCCGUUCAGGACGGCAAAUGCACAGAUAGCGCAGCUGAAUAUCUGGGAUGAUCACGAUAUAAUUGACGGAUUCGGCUCUUACACAGACCAUUUCAUGAAAUGUCCAGUCUUCCGUGGUAUUGGAGGCGUGGCACACAAAUACUAUCUCCUAUUCCAACACCACUUGCCACCUCCAGUAUCCACGUACACGACCGAUGCUCCGCAAACUAUGCAUACGAAUGGCAGGAUGCAGAUCGAUAGCGUGCAGCUGCGUGACACGUAUGUCAUGACACCAAAAGCCGAAGAUCCAAGCUAUAUCAUGGGACUCAAGGCAGGUCCAUAUGUAGAGGAGAAGAGCAGGAGCAUAUACUGCCAGCUUGGCAAGCGUGUAGCAUUUCUGGGUCUCGAUGCACGCACAGAGAGGACAAGGCAUCAGAUUAACUACCCUGAGACCUACGAUCUCAUCUGGAGGCAUACGAGCCAACAGCUUGCGGCCUCAAGAGGCGAGAUCAAGCACUUGGUUCUGCUGCUGGGUGUUCCGAUCGCCUAUCCUCGUUUGCAAUGGCUAGAGAACAUCCUACAGAGUCCCAUCAUUGGACCGAUCAGAUUCUUAAACAAGCGUUUCGGUGUCGCAGGAGGCUUUUUCAACCAGUUUGACGGGAAUGUAGACCUGCUAGACGACCUGGACGACCACUAUACCGCUCACCAACACAAGAAAGAGCGAAAAGAGCUGAUUCUGCGACUGCAGAAGUUGGCAAAGGAGCACAGUGUUCGUGUCUCCAUCCUUGGAGGAGACGUUCAUUUGGCUGCCAUGGGUCGCUUCUACUCCAACCCAAAGCUGAACAUCCCUGCCGAACGUGACUGGCGAUAUAUGCCGAACAUCAUCAGCUCCGCCAUCACGAACAAGCCUCCACCUCAGGCUGUCGCUAACCUCCUGGCAAAGCGGAACAAGAUCCACCAUCUCGACCACGAUACUGACGAGACACUUCUCGAGCUCUUUGACAAGAACCCGGGUGCAGACGAAGGCGCGAAGCCCAAGACUGCUGCAGCCAAUCACGCUACUAUGCCCAGUCGCAACUAUGCCAUCAUCUGCGAAUCCCACCCACACGCCAACGGUACGGCGCAGUCAAAUGGUAUUGCCACUCAUGGCGCCAAUGGUAUGGCUCAUGGCCAACAGAACGGAGCUGUGGAUAUGGCAUUCUCUGCUCCCAAGAACCCUCGUGAGCCACUCCAUCUUGGUGAGAAGGGCGCCGGGACUACACACGCAGCUGCUGGCGGAGUCGAAAAGACUGGUCUUGCCGGUAUGAACGGUCUGGAUGUGACGAUUAGAGUCGAGAUUGAACCGUCUGAUCGUGAGGGCCAUACGCAGGGGUAUGGGUUUAGUGUGCCUGCUCUGGAGAGUGCUGCUUACAAAGGGCAAGGAGAGAAGUGGUGA
Molecule: messenger RNA, 2295 nt
Organism: Recurvomyces mirabilis
Lineage: Eukaryota; Fungi; Ascomycota; Dothideomycetes; Mycosphaerellales; Teratosphaeriaceae
Exons: 2
Coding region: 1-2295 (764 amino acids)
Cellular component (GO): membrane
Source: RefSeq, a predicted model, not a curated record